UGGAGAAGAGGGAAAAGUCGCUGCACCGAGCUUUGACCGGUGAGACCCCCAUCUCUUUCUCUAAUGGCGGAGCAUUUUCCCAACAACCCUCUUUCAGUUUCUUCAGUCAAUUGGUCCAGGUUCCUAAACCCAUCUUCACGCAAGUGCAGCAAGAACUCUCUGGCGGGUCGUCGUUUAUUGGCAUGCACAAGUUGGCUUUGAUAGGUUUUGGGUUUUCUUUAUCAUCGCAGCAAAUAUAGGAAAAAUUUAUUCAAUUGUUUGAUCCAUGGGAAAUUGCUGUGUCACCGCGUCUGAUUCUUUGUCUGAUAAGAAAAAGGUAAAGAAGAAGAACAAGCCGAACCCGUUUGCAAUUAAUUUUGGUACAACCAAUGCAUCUGAAAUUGUAAACAAGCUCUCUGUAUUGAGGGAUCCGACAGGUCAUGACAUUUCACAGCGAUACAGCCUGGGUCGCGAGCUCGGGAGAGGUGUGUUUGGGAUCACAUACUUGGCCACCGAUUUAGAAACAGGCGAAAGAUUUGCUUGCAAAUCCAUAUCCAAGGAGAAGCUGAGGACUGCAGUAGAUAUCGAGGACGUGAGAAGGGAGGUUCAGAUCAUGAAGCAUUUGCCAGAGCAUCCCAACAUUGUGAGCUUGAAGGAUACUUUUGAGGAUAACAAUGCAGUUCACAUAGUGAUGGAAUUGUGCGAAGGUGGAGAGUUGUUGGACCAGAUUGUGGCUAGGGCGCAUUACACAGAGAGGGCGUCUGCUUUGAUUAUGCAAACAAUUGUGGAGGUUGUGCAGACUUGUCAUAGGCACAGCGUGAUGCAUCGCGAUCUGAAACCCGAGAAUUUUCUUUUCGCAAACAAGAAGGAAAUGGCACCCCUGAAGGCAAUUGACUUUGGGCUGUCAAUUUUUUUCAAACCCGGUGAUCACUUUACUGAGAUAGUGGGAAGUCCAUAUUACAUGGCUCCUGAGGUUCUAAAACGCGAUUAUGGGCCACAAAUUGAUGUCUGGAGUGCUGGAGUUAUCCUUUACAUUCUACUUUGUGGUUCUCCGCCUUUCUGGGCAGACACCGAACAAGGACUGGCACAAGCAAUUAUUUGCUCUGUAAUUGAUUUUCAGAGAGACCCUUGGCCUAAAGUUUCUGAUAAUGCAAAGGAUCUGGUAAAGAGAAUGCUCGAUCCAGACCCAAAGACAAGGCUUACAGCUCAGGAGGUGCUCGAACAUCCUUGGUUACAAAAUGCGAAGAAGGCUCCAAAUGUGCCACUUGGUGAGACUGUGGAAGCAAGGCUUAAACAGUUCUCUGUAAUGAACAAGCUGAAGAAAAGAGCACUUGGGGUGAUUGCAGAGCAUUUGUCGACGGAGGAAGUGGCUGGUAUAAAGGAAGCGUUUGAUAUGAUGGACACUACCAAGAGAGGCAAGAUAAACCUCGAGGAGCUUAGGAUGGGGCUGCAAAAGCGCGGUCACCAGAUCCCUCACUCGGAUCUUCAAAUCCUAAUGGAAGUAGCUGAUGUCGAUGGAGACGGAUGGCUGAGCUAUGGAGAGUUUGUCGCCAUGUCCAUUCAUCUAAGGAAAAUGGCCAACGACGAGCACUUGCAUAAAGCCUUCUCAUUCUUCGAUCAAAACCAGAGCAGUUACAUAGAGAUUGAUGAGCUUCGGGACGCCUUGAGCGAUGAAGAUCAUGCUGGCAGUGAGCAAGUCAUCAAAGCCAUUAUGAACGAUGUCGAUACCAAUAAGGAUGGGCGCAUAAGCUAUGCGGAAUUUGCUGCAAUGAUGAAGGCUGGAACAGAUUGGAGGAAAGCAUCCAGGCAAUAUUCGCGGGAAAGAUUCAAAAGCCUCAGCUUGAAGCUGAUGUGGGAUGGUUCAUUACACUUGAAUAGCAAAAAGGUUGGGUUAGUUGAACCAGGGGGCCAAAACUAGCCCUUCUCGUGAUAGGUUUUUCCAUAGUUAUUAGUAAUAAAAUUUAAUCCCUCAUCGAACCCACCGAGUAUCGGUUUAACCAAUCAUCAUUAGUCAAAUCAUAGUAAUGUCAUUGUUCUGAUUAUAUGUGUAUAUUAUUAACAUAAUAUACGAUAAUCUUGUGAAACAUAUGAUGAUAAAGAAAAAUAAGAGAUGGGAUAUAUUUAUGGAUCAUGUUAUUUGUACUUAAGCUCAUUUAUAGGUGGGUUUACAUGUAAGUUGAAAAGACUAUUUUGUCCCCCUCUCUUAUGUCAAUGACCAUUUUACCCAUU
Messenger RNA from Diospyros lotus (date-plum), 2208 nucleotides. RefSeq names its product calcium-dependent protein kinase 7-like. The record is from RefSeq and is a predicted model, not a curated record. Lineage: Eukaryota; Viridiplantae; Streptophyta; Magnoliopsida; Ericales; Ebenaceae. Gene Ontology annotation, cellular component: cytoplasm; nucleus. The transcript is spliced from 9 exons. The coding region runs from base 266 to 1897 and encodes 543 amino acids. Gene Ontology annotation, molecular function: calcium/calmodulin-dependent protein kinase activity; calmodulin binding; calcium-dependent protein serine/threonine kinase activity. Gene Ontology annotation, biological process: intracellular signal transduction; peptidyl-serine phosphorylation; protein autophosphorylation.